Molecule: messenger RNA, 978 nt
Organism: Pelmatolapia mariae (spotted tilapia)
Lineage: Eukaryota; Metazoa; Chordata; Actinopteri; Cichliformes; Cichlidae
Product: hepatic sodium/bile acid cotransporter-like
Exons: 7
Coding region: 1-978 (325 amino acids)
Biological process (GO): bile acid and bile salt transport
Cellular component (GO): membrane
Molecular function (GO): bile acid:sodium symporter activity
Source: RefSeq, a predicted model, not a curated record
AUGAACAACACAGCAAACCUGACGUCUCAUCAAGAUUUGUGGCGCAAUGUGACGGUUGCAAACACCACCUCAUUUUACCAUCCUGUUGUGGACCCAGUGAUUGGCAAUGUCAUUACAGUAAUGUUUACAAUCAUAAUCAUCAUCACCAUGGUUUCACUUGGAUGCACCAUGGAGGUGUCUAAGAUCAAGAAUUACAUCAUGAAACCUAAGGGGUUGGCUAUUGCAGCUAUGGCCCAGUAUGGGAUCAUGCCUCUUACAGCCUUUUGCUUAGUUAAGGGGUUCCAGUUGAGUGAUAUAACAGGUGUGGUUGUUCUGGUAUGUGGCUGCUGUCCUGGAGGAAUUUUCUCCAACUCCAUGGCUCUGGCUAUACAGGGGGACAUGAACCUCAGCAUCGUGAUGACUUCCUGCUCUACAAUGUUGGCUCUGGGUAUGAUGCCUCUCCUGCUCUACAUCUACUGCCAGGGUUUCCCCAGUGUGCAGAACGCUGUUCCUUAUGGUGAAAUUAUGUUAUCGUUGGUCUUGAUACUUGUCCCGUGUAGCAUCGGCAUCGUCAUCAAGACCUACAGGCCGCAGUACUCGAAGAAGUUCACGAAGGUAGGCAUGAUUAUAAUGCUGAUUAUACUUGUGGGGACCUUGAUCUUAAUCGCUAUUGGAAGCGGACAUAUCAUCCUGACUAUGAUGUCUCCUUCACUCUUGGCCAUCGCUGGUCUCAUGCCUUUGAUAGGCUACAGCUUUGGAUACGUCUUCUCUUCAAUCUUCAGACUCAUCCACAAGGAGCGGAGGACCGUUUCCAUGGAAACAGGUUGUCAGAAUGCCCCGCUGUGCACCACCAUAUUGAAGGUAGCCUUCCCUGUCGAAGUGGUGGGUCCUCUGUAUCUAUUCCCGACAGUCUACUUGGUGUUUCAGUUGUUGGAGGCGGCGGUAAUCAUCAUACUGUUUAGAUGCUACCAAAGGUUCAAGAGAAAGGAAAAAGGUUGA